AUGGUCUAUCUCCACACCCUCUCUUUCUUCUUACCUUUCUUGAUGGCUUCCAUGAGCCCCAACACUAUUUUUAUUGGAGCUCGUCAUCUUCUGGAAAAGAAACUGCUGGAACUGCCUGAAUUCCCGAGGCAUGAUGUCCCAAAGUUGACUGAAUUCCCAAAAUAUGAAGAACCAAAGCACGAGGAACAUAAAGAACCAUAUUGUGAGAAACCCAAGUUUCCUGAACCAAAGCAUGAAGAGCCAAAAUAUGAGGAACCCAAGUUUCCUGAGCCAAAAUAUGAGAAACCAAAAUACGAAGAGCCAAAAUAUGAGGAACCUAAGUUUCCUGAACCGAAGUACCAAGAGCCAAAAUAUGAGGAACCGAAGCACGAGAAGCCAAAACAUGAGGAACCGAAGCGCGAAGAGCCGAGGCAUGAGGAACCGAAACACGAAGAGCCAAAACAUGAGGAACCGAAACACGAAGAGCCAAAAUAUGAGGAACCUAAGUUCCCUAAACCAAAACACGAAGAGCCAAAACAUGAGGAACCGAAGCACGAAGAGCCAAAAUAUGAGAAACCAAAGUACGAAGAGCCAAAACAUGAGGAACCAAAGCACGAACAACCAAAAUAUGAGGAACCGAAGCAUGACGAGCCAAAACAUAAGGAACCGAAGCAUGAAGAGCCAAAACAUGAUGAACCGAAGCACGAACAACCAAAAUAUGAGGAACCGAAGCAUGACGAGCCAAAACAUAAGGAACCGAAGCACGAAGAGCCAAAACAUGAGGAACCAAAACACGAAAAGCCAAAAUAUGAGGAACCGAAGUAUGAAGAGCCAAAAUAUGAGGAACCAAAAUAUGAGGAACCGAAACACGAAGAGCCAAUACAUGAGAAACCUAAGUUUCCUGAACCAAAAUAUGAAGAGCCAAAAUAUGAGAAACCCAAGUUUCCUGAACCAAAGCGUGAAGAGCCAAAACAUAAGGAGCCUAAGUUUCCUGAACCAAAACAUGAGGAACCUGAGUGUCCUGAACCAAAGCAUGAAGAGCCAGAACAUGAAGAAUAUAAGUUUCCUGAACCAAAAUACGAAAAACCAGAGUAUAAAAAGCCUGAUUUUCGUGAACCUAAAUACAAAGAGCCAGAACGUGAGAAACCUGAGUUGCCAAAGUUACCUAAAAUGCCAGAGUUACCUUACCUGCCUACUCCACUUAAGCCUUAA
Molecule: messenger RNA, 1191 nt
Organism: Carica papaya (papaya)
Lineage: Eukaryota; Viridiplantae; Streptophyta; Magnoliopsida; Brassicales; Caricaceae
Source: RefSeq, a predicted model, not a curated record